AUGAAGAAGACUAUUAGCUUUGUUGGUUCGAUUAAUGGUUUGAUGUGUAUUGCUAGAGGUCCGUCUGUCUGUAUUUGUAACCCCAUCACUAGAGAAUAUGUUAUGCUUCCUGAAAUUAACAGAGAUUGUGGUGAUUACUAUGACUUUUGGGCGAGCAGCUUUGGUUAUGUUUCCUCAACCAAUGAGUACAAAGUUGUAGUAAUAUAUGUGUCGGAGAGGAAGACCCAUGUAGAAGUCCGCAUAUACACUAUAGGCAGUGGAACCGGAUGGAGAAACAUUGGAAAGUUCAAUUUUGGAUCCAACCUACACAAUAGUAAAAAGGUUUUGUUUGCCAAUGGAGCUCUUUAUUGGAUGGACGAUGGAUCAGGAAAGGUCGUUACCUUCGAUUUGGCUGAGGAAAAGUUCUUUGAAAACCUAUCACCACCUCCUUUGCCACAAGACGGUGAAUGCUGUCAUAAUAGAAUAUGGGUUCUGAAUGGGUCCUUGUUUUAUGCUGUCGUUGAUGAAGAAGACGGAUUUUUUGACUUACAGUUAUUAGAAAAGAAAAAUAAUAACCAUGACAUGAAAGUGAGUGACCAACAUCAGUCAUUGGGUUGGAGUAAAUGGUUUAGGGUUGAUGAUAGAGAAGUGUUGGCCUUUACAAAAAGAGAUGCUGUUUUAACUUACAGGUAUUGGUAUAUCAACAUUUACCAUACUAAAACUUCAACCUCGAAAGGACUUGCGCAGUUUAAGAAUAUGGUUCAUCAAGUAUCCCCUCACAAGAACACCUUAGUUUCUUUGAAAGAACAAGGGGAAAAAGAUACAAGAAUAAUGGAGUCAGAUGAAAUUGAGAAGACAAAAGGCCGCGAGCAGCCACAGAAGGAUGCGAACCCUGAAUACAUAAUUGUAAACUGGUAA
Papaver somniferum (opium poppy) is the source of this 897-nucleotide messenger RNA. Its product is annotated as putative F-box protein At1g19160. The transcript has a single exon. The coding region runs from base 1 to 897 and encodes 298 amino acids. Lineage: Eukaryota; Viridiplantae; Streptophyta; Magnoliopsida; Ranunculales; Papaveraceae. The record is from RefSeq and is a predicted model, not a curated record.